UACUGCUCACGCUGCUAGCUUCAAACCGCGCGAAACGAUGACGGCAAGCAAGAUGGAGUCGGAGUGCAGAGAAUUCGCGGCGGAAAGCUUUAAGUGCAUGGAAAGCUUCGGCACCGAUCGAGAAAAGGCAAAGAACGCCUGCGGGCCGUUCUUCGAGCGCUACAAGGAAUGCCUGCAAAGAGAAUCAGACGCGUUAAAGAAGGCACAACGUGAGGGUCCACCGCGAAGGUUCUUCGGAUGAACAGCACCGCUGCAGCGCAACAAGCAACAACAAAGGAUAGAUAGACAGGUAGAUGGAUGGAAGGCUGUACAAGAAUUUGGACGACAAGCGGGACGAGAACGACGACAGCGGCCACCCUUUUCCUCGUGGUGUUGGUUUUCUGUUGUUUUUUGGGAGUUGACUUUUUUCUUUCAGAAUUAGCAACUUUUUUUUUUUUUUCGUUUCACGUUCCAGGUGGUAGGAAAACAGUAGACCACAAGAAACGCGGGAGGCUUUUCGUCGAGUGUAGCAAUGUUUGCUUUUUUAUCACAGCAUAGGAAGAGGAAUGUUCCCAGGAUCGAUGCCAACGCAGCAAUCGGAGGUGUGGUAGACCGCCGGGAAUUUACCCCGUGUUGAUGUUCUCGAGUGUUGCAAGGCUGGCUUACGGCGUGCUGCUGCCUCGGAACAAGGGGGGGAGCUCCGACGAUAUAAUUGGGGUGAGGCGCAUUGAAGAC
Messenger RNA from Ectocarpus siliculosus, 714 nucleotides. NCBI's taxonomy places the organism in Eukaryota, Phaeophyceae, Ectocarpales, Ectocarpaceae. The record is from the annotation of a GenBank genome assembly.